GAAUUUAAAUUUCAAAGCGCUGUGAAGUCAGUCGGUUGACGGGCGGCCAUUUUGCUGCUCAGCAUGAACCGUCUCCAAUGGCCAGUCUGUGGCAGCUGCCUGGAAGCUCUCUGACUGGCUGAGUCCUACCGGGAGGGAUGCAUAAAAAACGCAUUUUGACCUUCAUAAACUUCAUGGGUCCGAGAAAGAGAGGAGCGAGGAAAAGGAAACUAGAGGAGGCUAGUUUAGAGGGAAAGAAGGAGGGAGAGAACACUGAGCAGAAGGAGGCUGAGGAGAGAGAAGACAGCAGGAGGAAGCACCAUGGGUAUAAGAAAUACAUUGGAGCUCAUGUUGGUAUCCAAGGUGGGAUAUGGAAAGCAGUGGAGUCCUGCACAGAGAUGGGUGGCAACUGUUUCGCCCUGUUUUUGGGUUCCCAGCGGUCAUGGAAGAGGCCUGCACUGGACCUGACCGCUGCAGCCAAGUUUCGGGAGCAAUGUUCCUUACACAAGUUUGACCAAGCUCACAUCCUGCCCCAUGGGUCCUAUCUUAUGAACUGCGGAUCUCCUAAAGAGGAUGUGUUUGAGAAGAGCCAGGCCCUUCUUGUGGAUGAGCUCAGUCGCUGCAGCCUCCUGGGCCUCAACCUUUACAACUUCCACCCUGGAUCCUCCUUGGGCUCCAUCACCAUUGAGCAGUGUGUGGAAAAGAUAUCAGGAGCCAUUAACCAUGCUCACCAGCAAACACCUGCUGUAGUUACAGUGUUGGAGAACAUGAGCGGUCAGGGAAGUACGGUAGGCGGUAAGUUCUCUGAGCUGAAGAGCAUCAUAGACAAAGUGAGAGACCAGACCAGAGUGGGAGUGUGUCUGGAUACCUGCCAUGCCUUCGCGGCAGGUUAUGACCUGGCUGCAGAGGGAGGAGUGAAGGCCAUGCUUGAUGAGUUUGAUCAGGAAGUGGGGCUCCACUACCUUAGAGCCAUCCAUCUCAAUGACUCCAAAGGUAAACUAGGUUGCAAUCUCGAUCGCCAUGAAGACAUCGGUAAAGGCCACAUCGGAAUCUCUGCUUUCCGGGACAUUGUAAAUGAGCCUAGACUGGACAAUAUCCCUCUCAUACUAGAGACACCUGGUCGGCCAGGAUUUGAGUAUGCAGAGCAGAUUGAACUUCUUUAUUCCCUCUGUGAGAAAAAAUAGAAAGCACCCUUGCCAAUGAAUUAACAUUGUUAAACUGCACCUGAAAAACCCAAGCUUUUGUGUCUCUCAAGAGAAUUUAAGUAUUUGUCAAGGACCAGAGUGGAUGUUGUGUUUAAGGAGCCUGAUCACUUUAAAUGCACCCAGAAUCUGUUUGGUUGUUAAUCACUGUGUGAACAGUUUCAGUGGGUUUUGUGUCUGAAUGAACAUGAGUUGAAUAAAUUGGGAUUUGUUAUUUGA
Scatophagus argus is the source of this 1400-nucleotide messenger RNA. Its product is annotated as probable endonuclease 4. Gene Ontology annotation, molecular function: DNA-(apurinic or apyrimidinic site) endonuclease activity; zinc ion binding; phosphoric diester hydrolase activity. Lineage: Eukaryota; Metazoa; Chordata; Actinopteri; Scatophagidae. Gene Ontology annotation, biological process: base-excision repair. The record is from RefSeq and is a predicted model, not a curated record. The transcript has 8 exons. Gene Ontology annotation, cellular component: mitochondrion; nucleus. Bases 138 to 1163 code for a protein of 341 amino acids.